CGCACCAUGUCUGAAUAGGGACAGGGAAUAGCACAUGUGACGUGCGGGGAGUCGACCGUCCCAAACCUGUACGGGAAUGGUCUCGGGCUUGAAGGUGAGUACCCAGGUAGUAAGUAUGAAUUAUCGUAUACCUGGUAUAAAUGGCAGUCGGACUCGAAGCAGACCUUCCCCCUUCCUCUGCCCUUCCCCCCUAUACCCUUCGGUAUCGUAAAGCAGGUUAAUAAGUGUCCCAAGCUACGAUCGCGGUCAUGACCUUGUCGUCAUCUACUCACCCCUAUUUUGCACCGCGGUACGUGAUAGCCGCCCUUGCUGUCUCGCUAGGCGGCCUGGUCAAUGGCUACGAUACCGGGUCUAUCGGUGCCAUCACGCACAUGCAGCAGUUUAAGGAUUCCGUGGGCGAGCUCUCGGCUAGCAUGCUGGGUAUCACGGUCUCGAUAAUCAUGCUGACGGGCACUCUACCGUCCCUGUUUGCCGGACACUUCGCUGACAAGUUCGGGCGUCUCACAAUCAUCAUCCCGGGCGCGAUCCUAUUCGGCAUCGGAGCGCUAGUCCAGGGCUUGGCUCACGGCUUGGCCCAGUUUAUUGCCGGCAGAGCGAUCGCCGGGUUCGGCCAGGGCAUCUUUCUUAGCAAUAUCAACGUGUACAUCUGCGAGAUCGCGCCGAUGCGGUGGCGCGGCACCCUAACUGGACUGCCGCAGUUUAUGGCUACUGCUGGUGUCUGCGCUGGCUACUUCACGUGUUACGGGACUGUUAAUAUAAAAUCCGACAUGGCUUGGCGUGUGCCGUAUAUCUUCCAAUGCGCCUUUUCUGCCGUUCUCGCUUGGAGCUGCCUUUUGCUUCCUGACUCCCCGCGCUGGCUCAUACUGCAGGGGAGGCAGGCUGAUGCGCGUCGGGCUUUGGAAAAGCUCGACUUCAAUAUGGCUGAAGCCGAACGAGAUUUCCUCGUGGUUACUGAGCAGUCACCUAGUCUUACGCCGUGGCAGGGUAUUAUACUCUUGUUCAAGAGAGGAUAUCGCGCCCGUACAAUUUUGGCUCUUUUUAUCCUUGGAAUGGUUCAGCUGUCUGGUAUCGAUGGCGUGCUUUAUUACGCUCCCAUCCUUUUCGAACAAGCGGGCAUAUCAUCACAGAACGCUUCAUUCCUCGCUUCAGGCCUUUCAUCUAUUCUCAUGCUUAUCGUCUCCAUCCCUGCUUUCUUACUGGCUGACAAAUGGGGACGUCGAACUUCCGCUAUCAGCGGCGGUAUCACAUUGGCAACGUGCAUGUUUCUAAUGGGUAGUCUCUACGCGGCCGAUGUAGUCCACCCCUACGGCGUCGCCAGGUGGUUUGUCAUCAUCGCUGUCUUCGUUUUUAGCCUUACAUAUUGCGCUACCUGGGGAAUCGUGGGCAAGAUCUACGCCAGCGAGAUCCAGCCAGGCCACACGCGAGCAGCAGCUAACUGCGUUGCCAUGGGCCUGUGCUUCGGAACAAACUUCUUAGUAGCUAUCUGCACGCCGAUCCUGUUAGAGGCUUCUGCCUUCGGCGCCUACUUCUUGUUCGGCGGCCUCGCAAUGGCUACUGUGGGCGUGCUCGCCUUCUACAUGCCCGAGACCCGCGGUCGCUCACUUGAGAAUAUCCAAGAGGCAUUCCACCGACCUGCUGCGAUGAGUAGCCUUACGCAACUUCUGAAACCGCUCGGUUUUGGGGCGAGGCGUAGAAACUAUCCAAUUGCUCAUGAGUUAGCUGCAGGCGAAGAGACUGAGGUAGAGCUCAGCGAUGCAACGGAAGCUGUUGCGGCUAGUGCUGUCUCGGUCGAAGCUGUGCCUAGAGCUCUAAGGCUCGACGUUUCGGUGUAGAUUUGUGCGCCUUUUUCGUUUGAUUAAGAGUAUAUUGUCGAUCAGGAUGCAAAAACAUAAUACCAGCAAGUUAUAUAGAAAAGCCAUCAAUUAUAAAUAAGACGAUAUAACCCAAUUUCCCCAUAUCAUUACAACAUGUUUCAUCUUACAAUAUAUAAAGUACGAUUAAUCACAGCUUCCUACUUCACA
Daldinia loculata is the source of this 2021-nucleotide messenger RNA. Its product is annotated as putative MFS sugar transporter. Gene Ontology annotation, molecular function: carbohydrate:proton symporter activity. Lineage: Eukaryota; Fungi; Ascomycota; Sordariomycetes; Xylariales; Hypoxylaceae. The record is from RefSeq and is a predicted model, not a curated record. Gene Ontology annotation, cellular component: membrane. The transcript is spliced from 2 exons. The coding region runs from base 249 to 1832 and encodes 527 amino acids. Gene Ontology annotation, biological process: carbohydrate transport; transmembrane transport.